AAUGGCGCAACGGUCGCUCGAAUUCCAAGAUGGAGGCGGUCGGUACGGAAAGUGUGAGAACUCAACAACAAAAACUGGUGGCGAAAUGUCUGGAAAGGUUAAUUAAAUGUCGAGGAGAUCCCGAAAGGUUUAAAAGCCAAGUUAAUGAUGUUUUCGACCAAUUAAACGCCUUAGAAUUUAACAUAAAGUUCCUUGAAGAGAAAGAUGUUACCGAGCUGCUGAAUCUCAGUAUGGAUGUUCUACCGCAAAACAAUGAUCAUCUUUUAUCAAAGUGGUGCCAUUUAGUAACUAAUUUGAUAUCUAGACAGCAGAUCGUGUUACAGACCGGUACUCUACUUCACAUAACACAGUUUAUUGUUAGAAAAGUCGAGAAUUCGGGCGUCUGGGCUCUUCCGGAUCUCCUGACCGUCCUCUCUGUUUUACUUCAAGAUAACGGUGCUUCGGUAGAAAAGUUUUGGGAAAAAUUUGUUGGGAAAGACGGAAUGUUGUUGAAGUUUUCCGCACCAAAUUAUCCCGACAUGGAAAUAAAUCAUAUUUCCAUGAAGUGCAUGCAGAAUUUAUUAGCAAGGAAACAGAACGAAGUGUACCUUAACGAAGACUUAUUACUUAACUGUUAUUCGGCCUUACUCGCCUCUCUGAAAGCUUACGUGUCUUGUGCUGUCGACGAUAUCAGCAACUGUAAGGUAAUCGUGACUGUUCUGAAAGCACUUCAAAAUCUGUUGUUGGGAUGGAAGACGAUACCUAUCGGACAGCUAGGAUGUCUCUUGGGAUUGUUAAAGUUUUACCUCUUCCACGGCCAACCGGGUCAAGGAUCUCUAACGUCGGUCUGCCUGUAUCCGUCCGUGGGAAGUCAAUUUGCCUCGACCGUACAACAAGACAAUGAAACUUCUUUUCCGAAGUUGAUGUCUCAAAAAAAGAGGAAUCGUCGGAGGAGUAAAACGGGAAAGGGCAAAAAUAAAAAGAAGGAGCAGCAGGGAGAAGACGACGAGUUGUCUGAAGGUGCGGCCUCAGAUUCCGGUUACAACUCCUCGAGGCACUCACAGUCUCAGAUCAAUUCGACAUGGAACUGUCACUCUACUCCUCCCUGGUUGACCAGUGGUUCGGAUUCGGAAUAUUCCGAUACUGAGAUAAACCAGUUGGCCAGGAUCCGUUCCGCGCAAUCCUCGGUCCGUCAGCAUGCUUUCGUGGGACUGCAAGCCGUUGUAAGGGUGACAGAUAAGAAAACCAUGUUCGGUUAUUGGUUAUCGUUCCUUCCUGACAGUCCCUCAGCAAGCAUCCCCCAACCGCAGACCAUCCUGCUUUCGAUUUUAAAAGAUCCAUCUCCGCAGGUACGAGCAGCUGCGAUUUCGGUGCUGACAGACUUGUUGGAAGGCUCUAAACAAUUUCUGAUGGUGGCGGACGAAAGUGUAGUCGUGAGGACGGCUUUCAUUCCCCUGUCCACAACACUCGGAGUUCUGGUGAGAGAGCUUCACAGGUGCCUUCUCUUGGCUCUUCUGGCAGAGAAUUCAUCAUUUAUACUAAUUCAGCUGUUAAAAUGUUAUGCAACUCUUAUUAACAAUGUUCCCUAUCAUCGCUUUCGUUCGGAUCUUCUAAUUCGUCUGCUAAAGCAUCUCUAUCCACUUCUUCACCAUAAAGAUUCACAAGUGCAAGUUGCGUGUCUUUCUGUCCUCGGAUCCAUUGUUUGUGUUCAACCUGCUCCUGUGGACAUUUCCACUCUGCUGAAAAGCUCUGUUGUGGGUUUUGAAAGUGGCAGAGAACCCUUGGAACCAAAAACAGCAGACGUGACACCAUACAGCAACGUACCCUGGUUGAUCCAACAUUGCCAAGAUAACAUUUUGAAAAAAGACGUUCCCCUUCCCGUACAAUUGGAAUCACUUCAACUGUUAGGACUUUUCAUGAAAGUUUACUUCGAUGUCAUGAGAUACCAUUUACCUUGUAUCGAAGAAGUGAUAACUCUAUGUUUAGAAGAUACGAAUUCAUUUCUACAACUCCAUGGCGCUAAGUUGUUGGAGUCGACAGGCGUAAGCAUGUGCAAUGCGUGUCAGAACACAUCUAAUGAUUCCACCCAGCUCUCGACAAACAUAUUACAAGAUGUUUCGCAGUUCUGGAAAAAGUUACUCGACGGCCCAUUGCCAAAGUGCCUACAAAACGACAAUCACAACACAUUGAGGAGCAUAUGCUGCAACUGUCUUUCGACCGUCACGGCCAACGUGUUUGAGAGCUUUCCGAAAAACACUCAAAUCUUCUGUUUGACUGUGAUGCUGGGUUUGGCCAGAGAAAGCGAUCCUAAUGUAAAAGGAGCGGCGAUUCGAUGUCUCGGCAUCUAUGCCUUAUUUCCGUGCCUUAGAGAAGAUGCAUCGUUUCUGUUGGAUGCUGGGGAAAUAAUUGUGGAAGCGAUAAAUGACGGCCAUUUUGGAGUUCGUUCAAAAGCUUCCUGGUCUUUGGGAAAUUUAAGCAAUGCGUUGCUGUUGAGUAAGGAAGAACAUUUGGAGUUUUCUUUGGAAGUUCCAGAUAUAUUUGUUUAUUCACUCGGAAUGGCAGCCAUUGUGGCCUCGAAGGAUCGCGACAAUGUACCCGCCAAUGCUGUAAGAACACUGGGAAAUUUGUUGUUUUAUUUAUCUGAAGAUGCACUAAGAAAAGAACAGAUAAAAAGUAUGAUUUUGGACGCAGUGUCGGCACUCUUAAAAAAUCUCAAGACCAGAUUUGUCAAAGUACGCUGGAAUUCCUGUUACGCACUCGGGAAAGUCCUGCAGAAUUCGACGCUACUCGAAGCGGGCAUUCUACCAAUGGACGACAUAUUUGUCGCACUCUUGUCGACCCUAAGCGAAGGCACAAACUUCAAAGUGUGCAUCAAUGCAGCUUCAUCACUGUCGAGCAUUUCAAAGAGAGAAUACUACGGCAGGUAUCUAGUCAACGUAUGGCAUCAGCUUGUAAUGUCGUUAUCGAAUAGCCGCGACGACAUCGACUUCAGAGAAUUAAAACAUCAAACAAAUUUAUGCAAUCAGUUGUGCAAGAGUUUAUGCCACCUCACAACCCUGUUACAACCAGAAGACUUGGCUGAUGUGGCUGAAAUGACCCUCCUGCUAAAAGAUUCACUGCUUACAUCCAUGAAUAAGUUUCUCAUCGAUCCUGCCAACGAUGAAAUUAGACAGAGGGCGGAAAAACACUUAGACAAAUUAUCGUCUCUACCAGCAAAGAGUACUGCCCGAGAAGUACUGUAUGUCCUGCAGAAAUCUCUUCACGUAGAAGACGACCUAACCGCUCCCUCGUAAUAAACGUCCCGUGCAUCACGACACGACUGCAUACACGCAUUUCGUAUAACUAUAUUUUUGAUACAUUUAUAUGGUUAAUUUGUUGCAACUCACUUAUUUGAUUUGACCAAAUCAAGAUUGUAAAUGUUUUACCACCCCAAUUCUUAUAUUAUGUAUCUACAAUGUUGAUUUUUUACUGUAUCUGUUAUGUGCACACCAUAAUAAAUUGUUUGGUUAUCUGUUUACAAGUGUUCUUUAUAGAUGCAAGCAUAACCUAAGUGCAGUUACGCGCAACUUGGAACAAGUAUUCUGUGCAUAAAAUGACAAGAGAUGCAACAUAAUCGAACAUUGUGUUUUCAUCAGGGCUGUGAAGUCGUGUAAAAAUCUAUCGACUCCAACUCCGACUCUUCCUUACCAUCCGACUCCGACUCCGGCUAAAACACCAAAACUCCACGACUCUGACUCCAACUCCAACUCCGACUCUACAGCCCUGGUUUUCAUAACAGAGUUCAACUGUGGGAAAAUUUUAUGCUGUAAUCAUAAAUGCAUUGAGUUAUGAUACUAAUAACAAUUAGUAAAUACUGGUUAACUUUAAAUAAACUACCAUCCAAAAACCAAAUAAAAUGGUAAAAACUCGCAUUAGCAACCGUUUUCCUCCAUAUUAAAUAAUCAUCUUCAGGCUGUUAAACAUUCUAAAUUUGAAUGCCUCGUGCAGUUUAAAUUUGUAAUCUCAAUUCUCAAAAUACACGAGCUUAUUGAUCGGUGGAGUGGGCUUCUUGUAAUCUCAUAGCCGCACAAUUACGAAGAGAAGAGGGUCUUGCA
Molecule: messenger RNA, 4073 nt
Organism: Centruroides sculpturatus (bark scorpion)
Lineage: Eukaryota; Metazoa; Arthropoda; Arachnida; Scorpiones; Buthidae
Product: HEAT repeat-containing protein 6-like
Exons: 24
Coding region: 30-3272 (1080 amino acids)
Source: RefSeq, a predicted model, not a curated record